Pleuronectes platessa (European plaice) is the source of this 1991-nucleotide messenger RNA. Its product is annotated as glutathione S-transferase kappa 1-like. Gene Ontology annotation, biological process: glutathione metabolic process. Gene Ontology annotation, cellular component: mitochondrion; peroxisome. Gene Ontology annotation, molecular function: glutathione peroxidase activity; glutathione transferase activity. The record is from RefSeq and is a predicted model, not a curated record. Lineage: Eukaryota; Metazoa; Chordata; Actinopteri; Pleuronectiformes; Pleuronectidae.
GCAAUCGCUCACAUGAGAAAAGAACAAGAUACAAGUUCCACUGAGGAAAAUUCAUUAUUAUGAUGCAAUUUACAUAUUCAAAAAGGAGUGAGAAUAAGUACAAAUGGAUUUAAUCUCACCCCUUCUCCAUUAGUCCAUUAAUUAAUAAUUAAUAAUAAAUCCAAUUUCUAUUAUUUGGAGUUAAUGAUAGUAAAAUAAAUGCUAUAUAUAAAUAUACAUUUUGUCCAAACUCAUACACCUACAUAUUCAAAAUCAUUAUUUAUAGCAAAAAAAGAGGAAGAUAAACUAAGGAACAAUAAAUAUUAAGUGACCAAAUAAAGAAACAGUGUCUCUGCAAACACCUAGUGAUUGUCAACUCCCUUCUUCAUCCCUGCACCUUGUGAGCAACAUAUCUUUGUGCUUUAUUUUAAACUGGGUCAUGUUUGGACAUUGUUUUAACUCCACUAAUAAUAAUAAUAACACUAAUAAUAAUAAUAAUAACGAAGUGAAAGGCAAUACUGGAAAAUACACCUACAGCCUGCCUCAGUAGGGUGAAGAACAUUGGCAGGUAGCCUGAGGGCCGAUCACAGGAGCAGCGCUGUGGAGGCUUGAGCUUCAUGACACUCACACAAAACCUGUUGUCAACUCAACACUGAGUAACUACAGUGUGAGGUCGAGUCCGUUAAAACCAUCUGGAGGGAUUUGUGUUGAAGUGUUCCCCUGGAUUCACACCGAGCACGGCAGCGGGCAGGUGAGAUGAACUUUGAUUAGGGUUCUGACUUCUCUGAUCCUUUUCGCUGGGUCAUUAAUUAACACGUUACAUAAUCUCUACACUUAUAUUUAAUAAUGUGUUGAGCUAAAUGUUAAUUGUUGAGCUAAAUGUUUCACCCAACGUCCUCUUACUAUUGUAAAAGGUCAAACCAUCACUGUAUCUUAUUCUAUUUCAUUUUUUAUAAAAUUAAGAAUUUGACUUGAGGUUUAAAUUUUCGUACGGAUUAGUCCUUUUUAUUCCUUUUACCCUUUUUGUUCUUUUGAAUCUUCCAUUAGUUUAGUUUCAAACUGUUACUUCAAAAAGUUAUCUUGGAUCUUUAUAAAGUAUCUUUUUGAAUGUCUCUACAGCAGCUUGAAUCUAUCCUGUGUGUGUGGAACGUGCUUUAUAAGUAACACGGCCUUGUCUUACAUUAAAGCGAAGCGUCUCUGUGGACAGAAGUGAGAUCUGAAGAUGUCAUCCAAGAAAGUGAUCGAGUUGUUCUACGAUGUGGUCUCCCCAUACUCUUGGCUCGGCUUUGAGCUCAUGUGUCACUACAGAACUGUGUGGAACGUGGAGGUGAAACUGCGUCCUGCUUUACUGGGCGGCGUCAUGCAGGGAUCAGGCAUUAGGUCUCCUGGUAUGGUUCCAGAUAAAUCUGUGUACAUGACACACGAUCUGCAGCGCUUUUCAAAUCACUUUGAGGUUCCCCUGAGCUUUCCAUCAGACCCCACUGAGGCCAUUUACAAAAAAGGUUCCUUGUCUGCAAUGCGAUUCGUGACAGCAGUACAAAAGAGGGAAAAGGAUGGAGACAAACAGGUGGAGCAGGUUUCCCGGGAGCUGUGGAGACGAAUCUGGAGUCAGGACAAAGACAUCACUGAACCUGCUUCACUGUCUGAGGCAGCAAAGAAAGCAGGUCUGUCUGAUGAUGAUAUUAAAUCAGCGAUGGAGUCGUACAACACCAAGGAGAUUAAAGACAAGCUGAAAAGCACAACGCUGGAUGCAUUACUUGACUAUAAGUCGAUCGGCUUACCCAUGAUGGUGUGUCAUAUUGAUGGAAAACCAGAGAUGUAUUUUGGAUCUGACCGGUUUGAGCUCAUGGCCCACAGCCUCGAAGAGAAGUGGCUGGGACCUGUGCCUCACAAGGCCGCUGCCAAGCUGUGAGAUGGAAACUGUCUUCAAACAUGUGCUCGAAGAUUCUGGAAUCUAUCUGUCUGUAAUGAUGCCUUUAGACUUAAAAAUUCACAUUCUGUAAGCGGUGCCU